AUGCAAGAAGAUGAAAGGUUUUCAAAACAAUCGGACUCUAGAAAUCAUUUAUCAAACCAACGACAUCAAGAAACUGAUGGAGAAGCCGAUGGACACUUGGAGGAAGUUGUUGUUGAAUCUGUUGUUGAGGAACGAAGUGAAUCCAUCGCGUGGUCUGACAUGCCAACAUCUCAAUUGCCUUCGCUCGAAUCAAAUCUAGACACAGAAAAUCCUUCAAGGAUCUCAAUAUCUUCUGAAGAUGAUGAUGAUUCUGAAGACUCUAGUCAUUCAGAAGAAUAUAGUCCUUCAGAUGAAGAAGGGAAUCACUCAGAAAAUGAGGAUCAUUCUGACUCACUGGAGGAUAGCAAUUCGAGCGAUAGUUCGAUCAUUGAGACAACUUCUUAUGAUGACAGUUUAUUGUCUAGAAAAAAGAUUGAUGCUUCCGAACAAUUCAUUGGUUUCCA
Molecule: messenger RNA, 443 nt
Organism: Condylostylus longicornis
Lineage: Eukaryota; Metazoa; Arthropoda; Insecta; Diptera; Dolichopodidae
Product: dentin sialophosphoprotein-like
Exons: 1
Source: RefSeq, a predicted model, not a curated record